AUCUCGCUAGGGGAAAUCAUCGCGAGUAGCGCAUUCUUGAUCUAUUGAGAGUGAAAUUUUUCUUUCACCGAUCUUGAAUACUUUCGGCCGAUCGCGCGAUUCGCGACGAUCGACGAGUUUGAACUCGAAUACGAUUAAAUAAGUAUUGAAUCGGAGUGAGCAAAAGGUGAACAAGACAGUGGACAAGAGACCGUAAAACUCAAAGGGGGCGUAAUAUCAGUGUGUCGACGGUGAGACCAGGUGAGAAAAGGAAAGCGAAGGACACCAACGGAAUGCUCGACUUUGAACAACAGACCAAUCAGGCACAGGCAUUGGCCUCGCUCGAUGACGACUGGCACCUGCUCGAGGAUUCUAAAAUGAGAUUAGAGGAGGAUCUGGUGAUCCGCAGGAGCCGACCCACGAUGAUCUCCGCUAAAUAUCGCGCCCGCGAGGAACGUCGCCGUCUGCUCAAGAUUUCCGCCGGCAAGCUGAGGAGGAUCGAGGACCCUGAAGCGAGCCUGUGCCGAUCGGUUCUCAUAAAUAACGCGGUACGACGGCUGCAGCGUGAAAAUCGGGACGAGAAGACACGGAGUUACGGUACACUUCCAGUAGUGGCGUCAUACAUGGACGACGCUAGUAAGGAAAAUAACAUCGCCGGGAGUCUCAUCGUCGAUGUAACGGACGAAGAAACUUCUUCUAGGAAAAGGUUGGCUGACGAUUCGAGAGACGACGAACUCAAUUCCAAGCGGCAUAGGCACGAUGACUUGGACUUGCAAGACGACGUAUUCAGUGACUUCUACAUCUUGCCACCGACGCCACGUUUGCUCUCGCAUAUCGAUGAAAUUCAGCCAGAAGCAGUGAUGUCACAUCAUAACGGCAAUCACCAUCUGGGCUUCCCGGAGGAUCGCUUGAGCGGCGGCGUGGCUGACGUGCGAUCGAACAGCACGAUCAUCAGCACAAGUAGCACCUCCACAACGACUAACGGCAUUGGAGUUGACAGCGCGACAAGCUGCCAUUCCGUACUUUUCCCCGUCGUCGGAGAUCUCGACGACACGAGCGUGCAACUCUCGAGACCAGGAACCGAUAUGAUGGAGGUGGCCGACGUAGUCGAUCCCGAUCGGCUUUGUGACUUUUCUAGAUUCGCCGACUCGGCGAAGACGCUGGAAGAACGACUGGCCGAGCUGCAGUCUUUGGAUGAGCAUUUCGAUCUUACCAAAUUCGAGCGUAACAACAAUCAGAGUUGCGGCCGCGCCUUCCAUGACAUACAGACCUUCCACAGCCUCGUGCCAGGUCUGGAAACUUAGACGACGGUACUAUAUCUCGAGCCAACGAUACUGCAGGACGCCAACGGCGAUGGUGAUGUCAGCUUCACGACACACAGAGCUUGAUGAGGAAUCACAUGUGAAUCUCGCGUUGGCCUUACCCUCGUGCGCUCGUAGAUGGAAAACGCGUGACCAAACGCAUGCCGAUACGUUAAGUACUCCGAAGGAUUUUUUUACCGUGGGCAAACAGAUGGGCUAAAUUGUAUAUUGGAUGUGUGGUAUUUCACUAUUUAUCUAUUGACAUUAGACCCACAACAGAAAUUUUAAAAGAACGUGCAAAAAAAUUUAGAAAUAUCCAAAUUUCAUUGAUUAAAACG
Trachymyrmex septentrionalis is the source of this 1618-nucleotide messenger RNA. RefSeq lists its product as uncharacterized. The record is from RefSeq and is a predicted model, not a curated record. Gene Ontology annotation, molecular function: transcription regulator activity. The transcript is spliced from 3 exons. The coding region runs from base 273 to 1283 and encodes 336 amino acids. Lineage: Eukaryota; Metazoa; Arthropoda; Insecta; Hymenoptera; Formicidae. Gene Ontology annotation, cellular component: nucleus.